AUGCAUCGUCAAGCAGUUAAAAACAACCUUGUUGAUUUGAGUUCAGAUAGAAAAAUAAUUGGAUCAAAAAAUUAUGAUCAACCUAUUUGUCCUAAACCUAUUAGACUUUCACCUUCUAUACCCGACUUCCUCAAACCAAUCAAAUGUUCUAAGCAUAGUCAGCAAAAUAUUGAUGAAAGGAAUGGAGUACUGAAUAUGAUCAUUGAAAAGAAUGUUGAUGGAAUGGAAUCAAUAUGUAAUGUAUGCUUACCUUGCUGUUACUCCGGCUCUCCACCGCGAAGAACAGAGAAUCCAUUGAUUCAUGAUGUUGAAUUUCUUCAUCAAAUGGAAGUUGUUUCACCAUUAUUAUCACGAACUAAAUUUUCUGAUAAAUUUAGUAUUACCUCUGCUUCUACAAUGUGA
This is a messenger RNA of Vicia faba (fava bean), 402 nucleotides long. Lineage: Eukaryota; Viridiplantae; Streptophyta; Magnoliopsida; Fabales; Fabaceae. The record is from the annotation of a GenBank genome assembly.